AUGUAUCGGAAGUUGUCUAAGUUAGAACACUCGGAAAUAAAACAACUUCUUACAGAAGCUAAUAUAGAUGUUGCAAAGCAUUACGCAACAAACAAAAAAGCACUCGCUGACAUCCUCAAUGACUAUAAUGGUGCAAUAAGUUAUGAUAGAAUUCAUGAGUUCAUAAAGCCGCAACGCGGCGAGGACGAAGUCCACGCAAUAGCAUUUCCUUUAAAUGACGUUGCUAUUGACUUAUAUCAUAGACGUUCAGUACCUCAUGAAGUAAGAAGAGAAAUGUUUGACAUAACAAAUGCGAACGUUGGUGAAACAAGAAGAAGAGACGACACACUGAAACAACAGAGAAGAGAGAUGUUUAAGAGCGCUAUAGAACAAGUUCGCAAAGCUAA
This is a messenger RNA of Trichomonas vaginalis G3, 386 nucleotides long. RefSeq names its product organellar and viral DNA polymerase type B. The annotation marks the transcript as partial. The transcript has a single exon. Lineage: Eukaryota; Parabasalia; Trichomonadida; Trichomonadidae. The record is from RefSeq and is a predicted model, not a curated record.